This is a messenger RNA of Grus americana (Whooping crane), 2710 nucleotides long. It is a transcript of the gene MMP11, whose product is annotated as matrix metallopeptidase 11. Gene Ontology annotation, cellular component: extracellular matrix. Lineage: Eukaryota; Metazoa; Chordata; Aves; Gruiformes; Gruidae. The transcript has 8 exons. The coding region runs from base 150 to 1649 and encodes 499 amino acids. Gene Ontology annotation, molecular function: metalloendopeptidase activity; zinc ion binding. The record is from RefSeq and is a predicted model, not a curated record. Gene Ontology annotation, biological process: proteolysis; collagen catabolic process; extracellular matrix organization.
UGUCCCCCCGGCCCGUAGAGCCGCGGCUCGGGGAGAACAAAAGGCAGGAGCGGGAGGAGGCGCGGGGAGGAGGGCAGGCGGCCACGGGGGGGGAUAAAAGGCUCAGCGGGACCCCCCCCCCCCACCACCACCCCCGACCUCCCCGCCCCAUGUCCGAUCCCGCUCCGCCACCCGGUAUGGCCCGUCCGCCGCUGCCCGCCGCUGCCUUGCUGGCCGCCGCCUUGCUGCACUGCGCGCCCGCCGCGCCCGCCCGCCGCCACAAGCCGGACAUGUCUCGAAAGCAUCACACCUGGAAGGAGCAGAGCCCUUGGCUCUCUUCCUUGAUGAACGCUGUGGGGACCCAUGUGCCGGCCAAGGGCUUUUCCAUGGGCGUGGAUGAGCAGGCGGCACACUGGAACCCACCCCGGUGCGGUGUGCCGGACCUCCCGGUGUUGCCGGACAGCCAGAAUGGGCGGAAUCGGCAGAAGCGGUUUGUCCUCUCCGGCGGACGCUGGGACAAGACCGAUCUCACCUACAAAAUUAUCAGGUUCCCGUGGCAACUUGUAAAAGCUAAAGUGAGAAGGACCAUUGAGGAAGCUUUGAAAGUCUGGAGUGAUGUGACCCCGCUGACCUUCACCGAGGUGCAGGAGGGACGGGCUGACAUCGUCAUCGAUUUCACAAGGUACUGGCAUGGAGAUAACUUGCCUUUUGACGGGCCCGGAGGGAUCCUGGCACAUGCGUUCUUCCCCAAGACGCACCGGGAGGGAGAUGUCCAUUUUGACUAUGACGAGACCUGGACGAUUGGGAACAACCUGGGCACUGACCUCCUGCAAGUGGCUGCUCAUGAGUUUGGCCACGUCCUGGGCCUGCAGCACACAGCUGUCUCCAAGUCACUAAUGUCUCCUUUCUACAUCUUCCGCUACCCGCUGAGCCUGAGUGAGGAUGACAAGCAAGGUAUCCAGUACCUCUAUGGGAAACCCAAACUGGAUGCUGACCCAACCCCAACUCAGCCAGCGGAGCUGCCCCAGCCAGACUUUGAAACAAAUGAGAUCACCAAUGUGGAGUCUGUGCAGCCCGACGCCUGCGACACAGCUUUUGAUGCCGCAGCCACCAUCCGAGGGGAGCUCUUCUUCUUCAAGUCUCGCUAUGUGUGGCGGCUCCGAGCUGGAAAACUGCAGGAUGGUUACCCAGCUCUGGCCUCCCGCCACUGGCAGGGGAUCCCCAGCUCUGUCGAUGCCACCUUUGAGGACCCUCUGGGCAAUAUCUGGUUUUUCCAAGAUUCUCAGUACUGGAUUUAUGAUGGCGAGAGACGGGUAUCUGGUCCCACCCCGAUUGUGGAGCUGGGCCUCCCUGCAUCCCCUGUGCAGGCAGCUCUGGUGUGGGGGGCUGAGAAGAACAAGAUCUACAUCUUCGGUGGAGGCAACUACUGGCGCUUCAACCCUCACACUCGCCAGGUGGACAACAUCUACCCCCGGACCAUGGCCGACUGGCGUGGUGUCCCUCAGGAGAUCGAUGCUGCUUUUCAGGAUGAGUUUGGCUUUGCCUAUUUCCUGAGAGGCCGAGAUUACUGGAAGUUCGAUCCAGUCCAGGUGAAAGUGCUAGAGGGCUAUCCACGCCACAUCAGCCAGGACUUCUUCAGCUGUACAUCUUCCUCCAACUCCUUCAGAUGAGGGGGGUGCUUGUAUCCUUCAUGCUUCCCUUUCGUCACCCUUACCUCCAGCAGCCACACAGAGGGUUCCCUCUGCUAUUCCUGGCUUCCUUUCAGGCUCAGCAUCUGACAAAACAGGCGUCUGUCACAAGUGACAAAGUUUGCUCCUCUCCAGUUCCAGCAGCCCCAGCUUCAGUUGCUAUCAAUAUAAAAGCAUCUGCCAUGUUCUUUGCAGGCAAGAGCAGCCACUAAACCCUUAAUGUGGCCAUACUCUUCCAGCAGUAGCAUCCCAAAAGCCAUCAAGCCAGCCUGGAACAGGAUCACACUCUCCUAAUUAACCUGGACCCCAUCCUAUAGAACUAUGUUUACAUUGCUCACAUCAGCAGCCCUUUGCUGCUCCAGCCGUUGGCCUGGGAGGAACACUUCCACUGAGACACCUCCUUCAGCCUUGGCCAGGGACUUCGAAGGACACCAGCUGCCUGUGGAAGAACACUGACGUGUGGCUGUGGCCUGGGUCACUUCACCAGGGCUGCAGUGGUGACUGCCAGGACCCUGCCACAGCCCUACUCCUGGUUUUAUGUUCUAUCAGUAGUAUGUGUUAGGAUUUUAUAGCAAUUUGUAUAUAGACAAGGGCCUCCCUUCCUUCCACGGUGCUGGGUGCCAGUGCUGGACACUGCCCCGUCACCCCCUGUGCUCAUACCGGGUUCGGUUCCCCAUCCCGGGUUGCUCGUGAUCCGUCUCCCACCGCUGCCCCCGGCCCGCCCGGACGCCGGGCUGACACCGCCCCAGCUCUUUGCACGCCCCUCCUGGCUACGUAACCUUAUGCCAAAAAACGCGAGGGGGCUGCGGUGGGCUUCUUCCCGUCAGACCUUUCAACCCGCCCCGGGUGACCGGCCGAGGGACACCGCGGCGAGCGGGCCGGGCUGCUGCCGGCGCGAGGGGGACCGUUACCCCAGCCCAGGGGUGGGGUCUCGGUGCCGGCCCCUCCUCGCGAGCGCAGCUGUAAACGCCCGUACAGCGCGUGCAACCCCGCGUGUGCCCGCGUGCCGUCUGUAUUUAUGUACCGCCCAAUAAACCGCCUCU